Python bivittatus (Burmese python) is the source of this 1233-nucleotide messenger RNA. The record is from RefSeq and is a predicted model, not a curated record. Lineage: Eukaryota; Metazoa; Chordata; Lepidosauria; Squamata; Pythonidae.
GACUAAAGCCUACCCCAGAAGACAUUAAGAUGUUGGACAGAGCUACUCCUUUCCUUUUCUUCCACUUUGUCAUGUGUUCCCUUUCUUCUCCUCUCUAUCCAGCACUCAGAUACAAUCCACUAUCCAUUUCUGGCAAAGCUGGGAACUUUCAACUACAAGAAAGCGGUCCUGUCCACAGCCACAAUCUUUCAGUAGAAGAGCAAGAGGAAGAGAACUUUCUCAGUAGCCCUGCUGAAAAAAGACUGCAGCGUCAUGCAGAUGCCAUAUUCACUGACAGUUACCGGAAAGUCCGGGGAAAGGUAUCAGCACGGAAGUUAUUACAGGGCAUUGUUGGGAAAAGACUUAGGGAAGGAAGCCUGGGAGAUGAGCAACAUGAAAUCUUGACUAGGCGCCAGUCUGAUAGCAUUAUGAUGGACAGUCGCUACCACCAGCAGAUGGUGCUCAGGAAUUUCUUGGGAGCAAUGUUACAGAAUCAAAAGCCUCAAGAUACUGAUAAGGACAAUUUAGAAGAUUUUGCCAGUGUUCUGAUCAAACUGAUGGAACUGUAGACUUCACCCCUUCCCUUUCUCAUUUUGGUAAAGAAAUCAACAGGACACCCCACUGUUAACUGUUACUACUGAAAUCUCACCUCCUUCUAUAAACAUAGAAGAACAAAACAAUGAAAGCAAAUGUUUAUAUAUGGAAUUGUUUUGUUUAAUUUAUGGCAGAUAAGACUGCUAAAUGUGUAGUAGCCUCAUUUCAGUUUCAAAAAUAAAUGGCCACUGUAGCAAAAUGCUAUAUUGAAAUUCUUUUAUUUUACUGAGACUCCAUAAUCAACAAUGUCAUCAAACUGAGAUAUAGAAAAUGUUUGUCAUAACUAAAACAUGAGGACUCUACUGUGAGUUUAAAUUGAGAAGUGAUAGUUUGAAUGGAAAGCAUUUAUUGAGUUCUGGCUUCAGCACCAUGGACAGCUUUCAAUUGCUAUGCAGUCUUGACACCGUGUAAAGAAUUUAUGCAAUCUGCAGACAGGUCUUCUGAUUCUUCACAGUGUACUUUUAGCUGUUUUUGAACUCAUCCAAGCUUUUCUUGCAUUUUUACACAAAAUAUGGGAAAGCCCUUCUAUAACUACUUGAGGCAUAAGUUUAGUAAUGUUUGCUUUAGAGAACCACAAUAUGAUAAAAGAAAUUGCAGUUGGCUAGACCUUUUGUCUUAUUCUCUUUAUUUCAUGAAGGAGGCGGUAGAAAAAAGAUUUAA